This is a messenger RNA of Vigna umbellata (rice bean), 1658 nucleotides long. Its product is annotated as pentatricopeptide repeat-containing protein At5g66520. Gene Ontology annotation, molecular function: protein binding; RNA binding. NCBI's taxonomy places the organism in Eukaryota, Viridiplantae, Streptophyta, Magnoliopsida, Fabales, Fabaceae. The record is from RefSeq and is a predicted model, not a curated record. Gene Ontology annotation, biological process: RNA modification.
AGCCACUCAUUUUGCGCAAUGUCCACUAUUUUUUUCUCCAAAUUACUUCAACUUCUCUUCGGAGGAUAACUCGAUUUCUUUGCACUUCGACGGUGGCUAUGCUGCUCGUUUCUCCAAAUGCGGAGCAGACCCAGGCCUUAUUGGAGAGAUGUUCAAAUAUAAAAGAACUAAUGCAGAUUCAUGGCCAAUUGUUGAAAAAAGGCACUAUCAGGAAUCAUUUAACAGUACACAGGCUCUUGGCUUCGUAUGCAAGAAUAGAGUUGGGUGACUUAGCCUACACUCGUAUGAUUUUUGACAGAAUAAGUUUACCUAAUACUGUCAUAUGGAACGCCAUGAUCAGAGCAUACUCAAAUAGUAAUGACCCAGAAGCAGCGCUUCUUUUGUACCAUCAGAUGCUUCACCAUUCGGUACCUCACAAUUCUUACACUUUCCCUUUCCUUCUGAAAGCAUGUUCUGCCCUUUCAGCCUUUGAAGAAAUCAUGCAAAUCCACGCUCACAUUAUCAAAAGGGGUUUCGCUUCGGAGGUUUAUGCCGCAAACUCUCUCCUUCGUGUGUAUGCAAUUUCGGGCAACAUCCAUUUUGCACACGUUCUAUUCAAUCAGCUUCCCUCACCGGAUAUUGUUUCUUGGAACACAAUGAUUGAUGGGUACAUAAAAUUUGGAAACGUAGAUAUGGCCUACAAGAUUUUUAACGCGAUGCCUGCGAAGAAUGUCAUCUCUUGGACAACCAUGAUUGUUGGGUUUGUUAGGGCGGGCAGGCACAAAGAAGCUUUGUCACUUCUUCCGCAAAUGCUGGCUGCUGGCAUCAAACCUGAUAGUAUAACUCUCAGUUGCUCUCUUUCAGCAUGUGCAGGCCUAGGUGCAUUGGAGCAAGGCGAGUGGAUUCACACCUAUAUUGAAAAAAACGAAAUAAAAAUAGAUCAAAUUUUGGGUUGUGUUCUUAUAGAUAUGUAUGUUAAAUGUGGUGAAAUGGAAAAAGCCCUACUAGUGUUCAGUAAGUUGGAUAAGAAAUGUGUCUGUGCUUGGACAGCAAUAAUUGGUGGCUUUGCAAUCCAUGGAAAGGGUAGAGAAGCUCUAGAUUGGUUUACCCAAAUGCAGUUAGAAGGAACUAAGCCAAAUUCGAUCACUUUUACCGCAAUUCUGACUGCAUGUAGCCAUGCAGGACUCACUAAAGAAGGAAAGUCCCUGUUUGAGAGCAUGAGUUCUGUUUACAAUAUUAAACCCACUGCCGAGCAUUAUGGAUGCAUGGUGGAUCUUUUGGGUCGUGCAGGGUUGUUGAAAGAGGCAAGGAAGUUCAUAGAGUUCAUGCCCAUAAAGCCAACUGCUGCAAUAUGGGGAGCACUGCUCAAUGCUUGCCAACAGCACAAACAUUUUGAGCUUGGUAAAGAGAUUGGCGAAAUUCUGAUCAAGUUGGACCCUGAUCAUAGUGGUCGGUAUAUUCAUUUGGCAAGCAUAUAUGCUGCAGCCGGAGAAUGGAACCAAGCAGUCAGAGUGAGAAGCCAGAUCAAACAUAGGGGACUGCUAAAUCAUCCAGGAUGCAGUAGCAUCACCCUGAAUGGGGUUGUGCACGAGUUCUUUGCUGGGGGUGGAUCCCACCCACGAGACCAAGAGAUAUAUGACAUGCCUAAUCAUCUUGCAAAUAGAUAUGUUAACUAUUGA